Molecule: messenger RNA, 2592 nt
Organism: Zerene cesonia (dogface butterfly)
Lineage: Eukaryota; Metazoa; Arthropoda; Insecta; Lepidoptera; Pieridae
Gene: gwl
Product: serine/threonine-protein kinase greatwall
Exons: 12
Coding region: 311-2347 (678 amino acids)
Biological process (GO): intracellular signal transduction; peptidyl-serine phosphorylation
Cellular component (GO): nucleus
Molecular function (GO): ATP binding; protein serine/threonine kinase activity
Source: RefSeq, a predicted model, not a curated record
UUUAAAAUAUUCAAAUUCAAAUUGGUUGUAACUGAUAUUUGAGAUUUAAUCCACAGUUUUAAAUGACAAAUAAAGUUAAAAUAGAUUAACAUUGUACAACGAAAGUACGCCAAAUGUUUGUAAUUAUAUUCAAUUAGAAUCUCGCUGAAAAUAAUAAUGAGUGGUGUCUUAUGAUAUAAUUUAGUGAAAAGCGCAACGAUUGUUAUUUGUAUUUAAAAAUGAUAUUUUUUUAAUAACAUGUAGAACCUCCGAAGUGAUUGAUUUUACUCCCAAAGAAUAAUAAUUUAUGAUCUACUUCUAAGGAAGAACAAUGUCUUGCAGCAAUUUAAAUGUAGAUGAUAAAUCAACAUGUCACACAAUUUUGGAAAAAAUCAAUGCAAACAAUCCAGAUCCUACAAACAAGUUGCCUGAUAUUCAUGAUUUUACAAUUAUCAAACCCAUUAGUAGAGGUGCUUUUGGAAAAGUGUUUCUGGCUCAGAAAAAACACAAUCCAGAACAGCUUUAUGCUAUUAAAGUCAUGAAGAAAUCAGAUAUGAUAAACAAGAAUAUGGUAACACAGGUUGUUACAGAGAGAAAUGCUUUGGCACUAUCCCGGAGUCCAUUUUGUGUACAUUUAUUUUAUUCAUUACAGUCUAUCUCAUCUGUUUAUUUAGUGAUGGAAUACAUGGUGGGCGGGGAUAUGAAGUCAUUGUUAAAUGUAUAUGGCUUUUUAGAAGAGCCAAUGGCCAUAUUCUAUGUGGCGGAAGUCACAUUAGCCUUAGAUUACCUGCACAAACAUAAUAUAAUCCAUAGAGACUUAAAGCCAGACAAUAUGUUAAUCUCAAAAACAGGCCAUGUAAAAUUAACUGAUUUUGGAUUAUCAAAAAUUGAAAUACACAGAGAUCUAGAGAUAUCUGAUUUUGUGAAUCGAACACCAAGCCUUAACAUGCGCACUCCAGGACAAUUACUAUCACUUACGUCUCAUCUUUCAUUUGGCUCUGGAGGUGGUGACAGCACACAGACAUCAGUGGUUGAAGCCUGUGAGAACCUUCUUGAUGAACUUAGAGAAACUACUAAACAAAAGGGAAUAUUUGAUGGAGAUGCACUAACUACCCCAUUGAUGGAACACUCACAACUGUCAGGAAUACAUCCCUUUUUAAGUGCUGAAAGCAUCAAUUUAGAUGAUAUUGUUUUGCAAGAUUCUGGGUCAGAAUCUUUGAGUUCUUAUCAUACAUGUGAGAGUUCCAAAAACAGUUCAAACUCCAGGAGCCAACAGUCAACAGAUAUCAGCAGUGCAAAUGGUUCCUCAUUAGAGUCUGCUCUUACUGAUUCUCAACAUGACCAAUCAACAUCACCUCUUUGUAGAGGACAUUCCUUGAAACGAAUUCCUAGUUUCCGGGCGAAAAAAAGAAAAAGGAUAUUGGACUGUGAUGGAGACACACCCACUGGAGUCACCAGUCUGUUGGAGUCGAAAGAGAAUCACAGUGGUCUUACCCAAGAAAUUAUGGCUUUGGAAUUGGAAGUCACACAAAACACGCCCAAAAGAAUUUCUAUACACCCCACACCUGAGAGGCGAAAGAAUCCUAUAAAAGGAGUGUUAAAAAAGAGAUGGGUAUCACAAAACGACAGUCACCAUUUUAAUGUAGGUGUAAUAUUCUCAACACCAGUAUCAAAUAGCAAAUCACCCAACAUGAAGAAAAGGCAAAAAGCAACCCGAUUUAAUUUACCCAUUGAAGAACCUGUGUCAGGCACCAAAGAGAAAUCUAUUACAUUUGGAAAGCAUAUUUCAACUAGUUUAGAAAUUUUUCCAACUAGAAGGUUAAGUAAGGGUGAGGGCAGUAAAUCGCCUACAGAGUUAUGUAAAACACCGUCAGCCGCUCAAACGCCGUAUCGAACUCCUAAAAGUGUACGACGUGGAAACCAAAUAUCGGAUCAACGUAUCUUAGGCACUCCUGAUUACCUCGCGCCUGAGCUAUUACUCAGGCAAGGCCAUGGUCCCCAAGUCGACUGGUGGGCUUUAGGAGUGUGCCUCUAUGAAUUCAUGACUGGUAUUCCACCAUUUAAUGAUGAAACUCCACAAGCAGUGUUCAAUAAUAUUUUAACUCGAAACAUAGAAUGGCCAGAAGAUGAUGAAGCUCUGUCGCCAGAAGCGGUGAGUGCAAUAGAAUCGCUGCUCACUAUGGAGCCGAGCGCGAGGCCGGCCGCCGCCGAGGUUCGGCUGAUGCCGCUGUUCAGACACGUGGACUGGGAUAACCAGCUCAAUGCGGAGCCGCCGUUUGUACCAACCCCCGAUGAUAUACACGAUACUGGAUACUUUCAAGCUCGAAAUAUACUGCAACAGCUGCAAGUGUCCAACUUUGAUAUAUAAAAAGUAGUCAAUUUAUAAUAGUUUUUUUGAAUAGCUUAAAUAUUGUACCGCAGUAUAUUAAAUCAAUUGUAUUCGAAUUUCUAGCUUUUACAGUCAUGUAUUGCAUGUUUUAUGAAGACUGAUUAUUUAGAAAUGUACCUGUGUAUAUUGUAGUAUCCAAGGUAACGAUGUAAUUAUGUGUAUUGUCUUAUUUAAUUGUGUUGUAAAGGUCAUGUUAUAAUAUGUAAUAAAAUUAAAAUAAAGAA